Selaginella moellendorffii is the source of this 528-nucleotide messenger RNA. RefSeq lists its product as uncharacterized. The record is from RefSeq and is a predicted model, not a curated record. NCBI's taxonomy places the organism in Eukaryota, Viridiplantae, Streptophyta, Lycopodiopsida, Selaginellales, Selaginellaceae. The transcript is spliced from 4 exons. Bases 32 to 421 code for a protein of 129 amino acids.
UUUGGGGCUCGUGAUCCGCCCUAGAAAUAUUAUGGCGAUGGAGAAUGUAGGGCAGCAGGGCGGAGGUGGAGGCGCGGCGCCUGAUUCCGUGUCCGCAGCGGGAGCUCGGCCUGGAGCUGCCGCUGCCGUUGAGGAGGAUGCCGAUCUGGACAACGAUGCGGUGUCGGCUGAGGACGAUCCGGAUCCAGUUGCGGAGAAGCUGUCCGGUCUUGUUACCGGUGUGAUCCAACAGACGCAAACAGUCAUGGAGGAGCUUCUUCCUGCCAUAGCGAACAUAAAUACAACCUACGUGGAAGUGACGGAGGAGUUCCAGCACGCAAGAGAUUUCGCCGUGGCCAAGAAGGCACGGCUCGAGGAGGAGAAGGAGAAGUUCCAGCAAGCGGCCUGCAGCGUUCUGGACCUUCUCAGCGCGCUCAACUAACUUUUCUGGCUCGUGACUUAAAGGAAUCAGAAUCCUGGGCUGCUGUCAAGGAGUCCCACCGCGUUGAAAGUGUCUACGAGCUACUACCAAUAAUCUCCACACGAACA